CCCAGUCCGGAUGUUCCCCAGUAGCGAAUAACGAGCAGCAGUGUGUGAAUGUGGCAAUCGAGGUAGACAGGGAGGGGUGGAUAGACUGACCAGGGCACGGUUUUUGUCCUUUUCUUCAUUUUUGUUUACGUACACAAGCGGCUGUUUACGGUUUACGCGAGGCCACGGCGGUGGAGCCGCUUAUCGAGCAGAACGCCCGGCCGCUGCUGCUUUUCUUCGGGACCAACCGGUGUCGUUGUGAAAACAGCCCAGAAGAAAGAAGCGAAGGCAGAAACAACAUGGGCCGAUAAUAAAAAAAGGUGCUGCGAACCGACGAUGACUCCCUGGGAGGAUCCGUGAAGCGUAUUUAUUUUUUAUUUAUUGCCCCUUUGUGCCCUUUUUGCUUCCUUCCACCGUUGCCCUCCCUCGCUACUUUGGAGGUUUGUGUUUUUAAAGGACGAGGCAACGGGAUACGUUACACGAGGACCCGAAGAUGGACCAAGCCGGCAUCCUGAGAAAGUUUAUCCAGGGGGUGAGGGCCAUGAGCCAGGGGGACGACGAGCGGGGAGAGGACAACUUCGGCAGCGACUUUAUGCGGUUGCGGAGGUUAUCGACCAAAUACCGGACAGAGAAGAUCUACCCCACCAAUGUAGGAGAGCGGGAGGAAAAUGUCAAGAAAAACAGAUAUAAAGAUAUACUGCCAUUUGAUCACAGUCGGGUGAAGCUGACGUUAAAAACGGCCAAUCAGGACACAGAUUACAUCAACGCUAACUUCAUCAAGGGUAUCGAUGGCCAACAGGCGUAUAUUGCAACUCAGGGCCCACUGCCGAACACCGUCAUCGACUUCUGGAGGAUGAACUGGGAGUACAAUGCUGCUGUAAUUGUGAUGGCCUGCCGCGAGUUCGAGAUGGGACGGAAAAAGUGUGAGAGGUAUUUCCCACCGAAGGGGGAGGAGCCCAUGAGUUUUGGCCCUUUCCGAAUCUCUUGUGAAUCAGAGCAGACCAGGACAGACUACGUUAUCAGGACUCUGAAAGUGGACUAUGAAAAUGAAACCCGCAGAUUAACACAGUUCCACUAUAUGAACUGGCCCGAUCACGACGUCCCAUCAUCAUUUGACUCCAUACUGGACAUGAUUGGGCUGAUGAGAGAAUACCAGGAGCACGAUGAAGUCCCUAUAUGUGUGCAUUGCAGUGCAGGCUGUGGGAGGACGGGAGCUAUCUGCGCUAUCGACUACACGUGGAACCUCCUCAAAGCUGGGAAAAUUCCCGAAGAUUUUAAUGUCUUCCGGCUGAUCCAAGAGAUGAGGACACAGCGGCACUCGGCCGUUCAGACCAAGGAGCAGUACGAGUUAGUGCACAGGGCGAUCGCGCAGCUUUUUCAGAAGCAACUGCAGCUACUGGAGAGCCCCACCAACGCGCAGAUACACGACGGCAUGGAUGAAAGCAGUCCAGACAAGGCGAGUCACCCGUCGGAUGAGGAGAGAUGGGACACGCCGCCUCCGAAGCCUCCUCGCAUCCGCAGCUCCCAGGCUGAAGGUGACGUGAAAGAGGAGAUUCUGCAGCCGCCGGAGCCUCACCCCGUGCCUCCCAUUCUGACCCCGUCUCCCCCUUCAGCCUUCCCCACAGUCACUAAUGUCCGUCAGGACAACGAUCGCUACCACCCCAAACCUCUCAUACACGUCCUGGCAACUGUACAUCACAAUGUGAUGCAGAAUAAAGACGUGGACCAGCAGCAGAACCAGUCAGAACCUUGUGCAAACAAACAGACCAGUCCCUCAGAGCCAAAGGACCAAGAUGUACAAAGUCGAACGCAGCAGACCCAGCUCUCAACUCUGGAUCUUAACGACAACUACAACAACAAAUUGUCUUCAACAUCGGCAAAAUCAGAAUCGGGCCAAAGCCAGACUCAGACUCCUUCCUCCCCCCUCUCCCCCGCUGUUGAAUGUUCUGGUGCUCCUCGGAUCGAGAGGAAGCUCAGCAUUGAGAUUAAAAAGGUGCCGCUGCAGGAGGGACCUCGCAGCUUUGACACUUCCUCCUCGCUGGGGGUCGCGGGGGGGCUCGCCGGCGGUGCAGCCAACAGCACGGCUAUGCUACAAAGAACCCACGCCUUCAAGGCCCGCUCCGGCCAGUCGCUGCUGACCUCCAGCUCCUCGCUGUCGGAAGACUCGGGCACGGAGGGGGGAGCAGGUGGGGAGAGUCACGCGGAGAGGAGCGUCCUACCCAGACCGAACCACCUCCCUGUGAAGAGCGGGGAGAAGGGGGAGGCGCAGGGCGGGGACAGAGUGGACGUGAAAGCCAGCCAUGCAGCGUGGUCGCAGCCAUCCAACAGCCCGGAGAAACAGCUCUCCAAGACCUCCUCCUCCUCCUCCUCCUCGGAACGCGUUGCUCCUUCUUCCUCCUCCUCCUCUCACCUCUCCUCCUCCUCCUCCUCUUCCUCUUCCACCCCCGUCAGGACUGCCCUGAGCUUCACCAACCCUCUGCACUCCGACAACUCUGACGAGGAGGUGGACGGAGAGAUGUGCGGGGUGAAGGAGGGCCACCGUACGACCGUUUCCACGGCGAUGGCCUUGGUGACCGCAUCCCUACACCACGCGGAAGCGCAGCCGGUCAGGAAGGUGCUGCCCAUGUCCAUCGCAGGGCAGAGCUCUCCUCAGUCCACAGCGAACUUUUGGGACAGCGAUGACUCCCCUCCCCCCCUCCCUGAGAGAACCCCUGAGUCCUUCAUACUGGCCACAGAUCCUUCGGAAGUCAGGACGUCGACUUCAACUGAAUGGAGCAGUUCACACAAAGAAACGUCAGACUGUGCUAACACCUCUCCAGCCAACACUGCAGCUGCUGGAAACUCGGCAACAGACAGCAAAGCAGACUUUGGUGGGGUUCGGUAACCGCUGCAUCCAGCCCAAAGGCCCCCGAGAGCCCCCCCUGGAGUGGACCUGAUCGGACGAGCCAUCUGUCUGUCCUUUCACGUCCUCCUUGGUCAGGAGACGGACCCUACUGUUGAUACAUGCCACACAAACAGAGUGCACAUCACCGCUUUCGAAGACUGACCUCCUUCUCCUCUUCCUCCUGUUCCAUCAAAGUGCCACUGAGCAAGAACACUUACUGGUCGAGUGGCCCUCAUUUUGUUGAUCAACUUGCUGAUGUUAGAGGUUUGGACAUCUCUAAAUGCUGGCCUGGGAUCAGUAGGGUCCUUUCCUCGUUAAUGGUUAAAGGAUGACUCUUCUUCGUUUCCCUGUUUUCAUUAGUAGAUAAAGAAUUUAGAUUGUUUUCUCUCUGUUCUGUGAAUGAAAUAUUCAGCAUUUAUAAGGCAAACAAGGAGGAAUAUAGAUGCUAGUGUUUUUUUUCCCUAAAGUAACAGGAAAAAUACUUUGUUUUACACCAAAUGAGAAAGAAAAUAUUCUUGUCCUAAACCAGGCAUUAUCUUUAGUCAGAAAAGCUACUGUGGGAAGCUGAUUCCUGAGGUUUAACUCGACUCCCAGAAGGUGUCUGCUUGCUCCUACUGAAUGAACAACAAUCUUCAAAGCGAACCUAGAUAAUCUGUUACCCAUGAUGCAACCUUUUCUGUUGGGUAUGUACAGGUUGCCAGGGUGCUCUCUCUCUCUCUCUCUCUCUCUCUCUCUCUCCCUGUAUCUCUGUCUCUCUCCCUCUUUCUGCGUGCUGGUGCUACAUGACGAAGGGUCAUCAUAGAAACAGAAGGACUAGAGCUAAGCUGACUCUCCACCUGUGUCUCAGCUCAUGGUAGCUACCUGCCGUUGUGUCAGCUCUACUACUUUGUAUUUCUGUGCUGGCCUCCCUGUUUACCAGAGCCAUGGGCUGACAUAGUUUGGUCAUUGCUCUUAUCAGUAGCAGCAUUGUUGGCGCUAUAAAACUAUGCUUUUGCAGCCAGUAAUGUCUGAAAGGUGAAUUUCUUGUUUGCAGCUGGUUCUAGAGGCUGGUUGGCUCAAAUUGGAAUCAGAUUCUUUGCUCUGUUCACAGGAUAGAGAUGUGCAAACAGCCUCCACUUUUAUUUUUCCAUCUUAUGUAUUUCUAAAGUACUGUACUAUAUCUGACUCUGUGCCACUGGAUGCUCAUAGUCCUGUGGGGUAUGAAUAUAAAUGCCGAAACAACCAAGUGAAGCCCAUUAGUAAAAUAUGCUGAUGAUAACCGUGAUUCAAGUGGAAAUGUAACAAAUUAACCAAAUUAACCCCUUGCGCCCCAGACUGAUCCCACAAUGCUUUGCAGAGUAAAAUCACUCACUCGUGUUAAAACACAUUAGCGAUGACCAAACUUGUCGUUUGCUGUAUGACUCUGGCUCUCGCUGCUGGGACCUGCCUUAGUCUGCCUCUCGGAGAAGCCAGUGACAGUCCAUUAUCGCGGCUUUUUUCUGUUAAUUCUCGCUUCGUGUCCCCCCCCCGCCUUCAGUUGCUACUCUCAUUUCUUUUCUUUUUCUCGUCGUUCUGUUGUUUCUCCGUCAGUGCGGCCCUCAGACAAACACGACCAAGCAAGGUUUUUAUUUUAGCCAGUUUACUCACGUUGAACCUCACUGUUUCAGAACAUGAAUGUGACACAUCGUCUGAAACUCUUCGGGGACUCGACUGAUCUGACUCGUUUGGUUUGUCCACUGACGGCCAGGUUGGACUCACUCUGCUCCUGUAUGUGUGGGACAAUGAUCCAAUGAGACAGCAGCAGCUAGGGGCCCAGGACUACUGCUUUCUCCUGAUUUUAUUGUUCACUGCUAACUCCUCUUCAUUAGCUAUCAUAACUAUACAGUAUAUGCAUCGUUUUAUAAAGAUAAAGAACUGUACAUGGCAGUCUAGGUAUAUAAUAUUUUGUUUUUGCUAUCUUAAAUAUUCUUAUUAACAGAAGAUGUAAGAAAGUCAGUGCAUGAUGAUGAAUCCUGUCCCUUACACAGUGACUGUAAAUUAUUCUGCUGCCCUUUUUGUUUUUGCUUCUGACAAAUAUUUCAGGGUUUUUAUUUUUAUGUUUGAAUUUUAUGCUUAAAAUAUUGAAUAAAGUUUCUUUUAAUUGGUUGGUAGCGAGGCGGUAUACACCGCCAGCCGCCCUCCCUAUUCACAUAGCAACAACAGGCUCUGAAUAAGAUUGUAAUAAUAUUAUUAAUGAUUAUAAUAGUAAUUAAUAAUGGUCUUUUUUGUAAAUGGUAUUUUAAAAGUUAUUUUUGUAUACACAGUUGCAUCACAGACACCUCCCCUCACCCAAACUCCCAUUUCACACAUACUCUUUCCUUCUCUUUUUUCUUUUUGACUCUUUUCUCAGACUUUUCCUUCAACGAGAUACAAAACAUUUCCCAUCAUUUUUUUUUCACAAAUCAUCCAGUUUAAUUUUCUAACUUUUCAGGAUGUUUUAAGAGUUUGAGACUGUUGUUUUACCAUCAGCAGUGUCUCUCAUUUGCAGCAACUCUUAUAAUUAGUGGUUCAAAUUUAAAAACGCAAGGUGUUUAAAAGAGGCAUUCAUUUCUCAUAUUUAACCCCUAUUUCCCACCUUCUACCCAUACGCCACCACGAUCUCAGAAAGUCUCACCUGUGCCUUUAAAACAGAGCCUGCCCUCCCCUGGUUCCCGUCUGAGUGUGAGCGAUGUCAUUUGCUGCUGCUUGUUGCUCAUCGCCGCCUGUGGGUCGCAUUCACGCCCCCCCUCCUGCUGUCACACACAUACACAAAGAGUCACACACAUAUGUUUGUAUGUUGCAGAAAUCAAUCAGUAAAAAUGAUCAUUAUGUC
Messenger RNA from Betta splendens (Siamese fighting fish), 5693 nucleotides. RefSeq names its product protein tyrosine phosphatase non-receptor type 12 (gene ptpn12). The transcript is spliced from 18 exons. Gene Ontology annotation, biological process: peptidyl-tyrosine dephosphorylation. Gene Ontology annotation, cellular component: cytoplasm; nucleus. The record is from RefSeq and is a predicted model, not a curated record. The coding region runs from base 473 to 2863 and encodes 796 amino acids. Gene Ontology annotation, molecular function: non-membrane spanning protein tyrosine phosphatase activity. Lineage: Eukaryota; Metazoa; Chordata; Actinopteri; Anabantiformes; Osphronemidae.